GGUCGCUCGCUCGCUUCACCCGUUUGCGUGAGUUUAUUCCGCUUUGUUUUGCGGAGGUGAGAGGACAUGGUGAUACUGCGCCCGCGAUAACGCGUUGUGUUCAAUGUUUUUCUUGUGAAAAAGUAUUUAUUGAGUGAAUAAACGUUUUAUUUUAUGAGAAAAGUGUAUUAUCGUCUAAGAGGACUUUGUAUGUGUUUGUUUCUUUGAAAGACUCGCAUUUGCGCAAUCGUUCGUGAGAUUCGAUGUCAAUAAACUUGUCGGUGGUAUUUUAUGGGAAAGGUGUGCCGCGUCGGUACCUGUUCGCGGCGGGUGGGUGCUCGGUUCACCAUGCCGGUGGUGUCGGUUGGUGAUCAUGACGGUGGUGGAAGGAUGGUGUUGUAGAGAUUGACCAAGAUGCUGAAGAUAACUUCGGGUAAUCCAGAAAAUUGGGCUCCACAACGAAUGCCUUGGACUUUCCAACAAGAAUCGAGAUUCGAAAGAACAUGUGAUUGCAACACACAGUUUCAUGAAGGCUUUACAAGACUGAACUCGAUGGCCUUAAAAAUGAGCAACGAUGCAAGAUGAUCAACGGAACUAAGAUAAAUUAGUUAUUUUUCUAGAAAAAAAAAAGAAUGCGGAAAAAGUAGAUUUUUUGAAGAAUUUUGGAACAGUAUUUUUUGGAUGAUUUUUGUCUAAAGACUGUCUGGUGCUUUAGUGUAGUGUAGUGGUCGAUUGGGAUAUCGAUAGUUUGUGAUGGUGUGUUGAGUACCAUGUCGAAUGAAGGGGAAGCUGUCAAAGUGGAGGGGGGACACGUGUCUGUCACCACCAUCAGCAUGUCCGGUCCGGAGACCAGCAAUGGCCAGUUCUCAUACAGUUCGAGUGGGGUACGCAUCAGCGUGUCUUCGGAACCUCAGGAUGAGGACUCCACCGACGCUGAGAUCUCCAAGAUCGACUUCUCACAGCAUCAGUACGAGGUAAAUAUGCGUAAUAAGAAGAAGCGCUCGUCGAGCGGCGCGGCGUGCGAGCCUGCGCACGAGCGCGAGCGGCCCAUGUCCUGGGAGGGGGAGCUGUCAGACUCCGAGAUGGUCAUCGACACCAGUGUCAAUAAUGAUGAGAACAGCAAUUCGCUGGACCUGCAGUCGUCUCGCGACUCCAUCGACACUCUCAGGAAUGUGACCAUCAAGACGGAGCCGCUGAAGACCGAGCCAUUCCAAAGCGUAGACGACCAGCGAGUGCUGGACUUGAAGUAUACAGCACCACUCCAGCCGCAUCAGAGGAGCCUCAGUAUGAACAGGAUAUCAGUGCUAACAGACAACGCGUCACUCUCGCUGAGGCGGCCGUCGUCACCCACUAGCAGCGCCAAGUCCCUGGUGCUGGAUCCAGCGAUGAUGCCCGGCAUCGGGGAGGUGCAGAACUUGACCAUCAAGAAGGAGACGCAGCUCUCAGAGCUGAAGUGCGAGCCGUCAGUCGGCAUGGACAAGCUGCUAGGCGCGCUACACAGCUCCCCACUGCUGGGCAGGAUCCCACGAGUACAGUCCAGUGCUAGCACCGACUCGGCCGUACAUUCCAUGUAUACACACAGUGUCUACAGCAGUCCAUCAGCGUCUCCUCGCGCCUCGCGACACUAUACGCCGUCUCUCUCUCGCAACAACAGUGACGCAUCUCACUCCUCCUGUUACUCUUACAGCUCCGAGUUCUCUCCUACUCACUCUCCAGUACAGAGUCGACACCCGCACGUGGUAUACCGCGAGGCGACAGCGGGCGCUGUGUUCCCCGCGUCACCAGCGCAUGACGACGACGCGGACACCGAGGACCGGCUGCACCAUCACCAGGGGAUCAGUCGGCAGCAGCUCAUCAACAGUCCAUGUCCGAUUUGCGGCGACAAAAUCAGCGGCUUCCACUACGGGAUCUUCUCGUGCGAGUCGUGCAAGGGUUUCUUCAAACGCACCGUUCAGAAUCGCAAGAACUACAUGUGCCUGAGGGGUGGCAACUGUCCCGUCACUGUCGCCACCAGGAAGAAAUGCCCUGCGUGCCGGUUCGACAAGUGUCUAGGAUGCGGGAUGAAGCUUGAAGCGAUAAGAGAAGACAGGACGCGCGGCGGUCGCUCCACGUACCAAUGUUCGUACCCGCUGUCGAGCGCCGCGUCCACCGGCUCGUUGCUGUCUGCGCAUGCGCCCACCACGCUGCGGCACGCCUCCAGUCUCACCUGUGUAAAUGGCCCAGCGUCGUACAACAUCAGAGGAGAGUCUAGCAACAGCCGACUAACGCCUGAUAUACCGCCAUUAUUGCAGGAAAUAAUGGACGUGGAACACCUAUGGCAAUACAACGAGUCGGAGCUGAACAGGCUGGGCAAAUCCCCUGGCAGUCCGUCUGCCAACCCCCUGUUGGCUGCGAGCGGCAUCACGGCACACAACUCCAGCCCUGACUUCCUCGCCGACCUGUGCAACAUCGCCGACCACAGACUCUAUAAGAUCGUCAAGUGGUGCAAGAGUUUGCCGCUCUUCAAGAACAUCUCUAUCGACGACCAGAUCUGCCUGCUGAUCAACAGCUGGUGCGAGCUUCUGGUGCUCUCGUGCUGCUACCGCGGCGUGUCCACGCCGGGGGAGGUGCGCGUCGGAGGGGGGCGCGGCAUCACGCUGCAUCAGAGUGCCAAGCUGGGUUUGACGCCGUGCAUUGAGCGGAUGCUGAGCUUCACGGACCACCUGCGGCGGCUGCGAGUCGACAGGUACGAGUACGUCGCGCUCAAGGUCAUCGUACUACUUACCUCGGACGCGCCAGAGCUUCGUGAAUCGGAGAAAGUCCGAGCAUCGCAGGAAAAAGCACUGGCCGCCCUGCAAGCGUACACGGCCGCGCACUCGCCCGACACGCCCGCCAAGUUCGGCGAGCUGCUCCUGCGCAUACCGGAGCUGCAGCGGACUUGUCAGUUCUUCAUGCAAGUCGGCAAAGAGAUGCUGAAUCCUGCCAACAAGACCAAGGAUGGCGACGGCCCGAGCUUCAACCUCCUCAUGGAGCUGCUCAGAGGAGACCACUGACGACCCUCGUCUUCCGAACACAUUGCUCAAUCAAGUAUGGAAGUCAUCAUGGGAGUUAAAAAUGACACAUGGAAACAAUUCAUCUAAAAGCAAUAUUGCAUUUUGACAUUUGCGCAUAUAAAUGCGCAACGUCAACAAAUGUCAAAUAGCAAUAUCUUUGGCAUGUUUUGGCGCCAACUGUAUAUUGUCUGUUAUAAAAAAAACCGAAUUAGAAUCGUAGUUUUUAAAAAUAGAAACAAUUUAAAUUGCGUUCCAUUAUAUCAUCGUUGGCGUUAAAAUUACGCUUUUGAAAAAUAAAAAUCGCUAUAAAAAUAGAAUCACAAAAGUUCGUUCCAGCAAUUGGCAAUGUCUUUGAAAGUUUUUAUACUCUUUGAAAGUAUGUAUACAUAAGAUUGUUUGUAUUGGCCUUGAAUGAAGACUGCAUCAUAAAAAAUCAUCAAAAAAAACUUCGUUUAUUAAUAAAUAUUUGAACACCUCGACAAUUGUGCCAACAAUUUCAACUUCAACAAAACACAAAUGCAUUUAUUUUCACAAGUAAUAUACAGGUCAGAAUAAAAUAGUACAUAUUUUUAUCAUCAUUAUUAAACAGUAUCUAUAACUAGCUAAUAAAAAGUAUAUUCAAUUAUGUAAGAAACUUCACUGCCACAAUAUUAUGCUUUUAUAUUUACGUACUAUAUUUGUAUUUAUAAUAUUAAAUAUAAGGCCAAGGGAACAAUUAUCUACUUUAAUGUCUUGUGAAUAAACGUAUAUUUUGGAUAUCGUCUUACAGACUAUAGCAAAAUUAUCUUCAAUUUUACUGUAAUAUUUUUUAGAAAAUACUCCGUUUUAAAAGGAGUGAUACUAAACUAAAAUGUUUCAGUCUUAGCUUUUGCAAACAUUUUUAUGAUAUUAGUAUAUUAAAAAAAAAACGAUAAAGACAACUUAAGAAAAAAAUAUUCUUUAGGUAUAUGUAGAAAUACCUAAAAGCUAGACAUAUUAUGACUACGUCUUGAAAGCGGUUAAGGUAUAAGUUUAAAGUUUACGCUACCGGUAUGAAAUUAUGGUACUGAUCAUAACCAAAUCGGUACCGUAAUUUCAUACCGUUAGCCUAAACUUGAACCUUAGCCGAUUUCAAGCCCUGUUUUUGACAUAAAUUGUUGUCGCCUUAAAUUUGAUAUAUGGCGGUAAAUAUAUCAUAAUUUGCAAAAUAUAAUGUAGAUUUCCUUACGCAAUAAGUUCCGCUAUAAAAUGGCAACACAUAAAAAAUCUUGCCUUUGCAUUUUUAUGACAAAUAAAUACUUUAGCUUACGACUUAAAUUAGCACUUUUUGUGCUUAGGACAUAUUUAUGAUUAUGAUAAACAAAGUAGAUCGUGCGGCUUGCACUUGGAAAAAAAGUUAUAAACCUCACAAGAUGCAAUGUUAUAAUUUUAUAAUAUUCUGUAGAAUUUCGAUUUAUUUAUUAAAUUCCCUGUUAUUAUGGGAAGACUUUUAUUAUCAUUGCCAUUUCGCUAAUAAGUUUUGUAACUAUGCAGUGUAUUGUAGAAUAAUCUGAGGGUAAAACCUUCAGACUAAUGGUUUUUAUAAAAAACUACUAACACAUUUCAAUACUUAGGUUUUCUUUUUUAUAAUUAUUGAUUGUAUAAUUAUUAUAUUACUCAUUUACGUCACUAAUAUAGCAUGGUUUUAUUUAGUUGAGAUAUAAUUUGGAAUUUAAAAACCACAUUCAUAUUUGAUAUUUUUAUGCUGAUUUUGAUUUUAUUUAAUAUUUUCGUUUAUUGACAUUCUCAGUGCAAUACUUAGCAUAAAGCGCAAGUUUUAAAACCAUAAAUGUAGUUCAAUCUUGUUAUUUUUUUUUUACAAACUUUAUGCUAUGUUCUCGCACUUUUUUUUUGUUUUUUUUUUUUUUAAUUUGCUGUUUCUACAGCUUGAACCAGUCACUCACUGCCGAUGUGUAAAAUGAGAUAUUGCUAUGAGCAAUUUAAUUUUACGUUGCAAUACUUGUAUGUUAAAUAAUAUUCUCAUUUGAAUAUAUUUUUGGUAUUUAGUGUAAGUUAGUGUUUAGCUAAUGUUAUAUUAGAAUGAAGACAGCUAAGUAUCGAACAUUAAUUAAUAAAAUGGAAUAAAAUAUGUUUCGCUGCGAACAUGUUAAUAUAUUAGUUCAGUGCAAUGUGUCGUGGCUCCAUUUGAAAAUAGAACUGAAGAUAAUUCAAAUAACAAAAUACAAGUACUUACAAUGUGUCUAAUAUAAGUUGGAUUUUAGUAACUAAAAAAUAUACCUUUUGAAAAUAGGUACAUGCAAAAUAUUUUUAAUACUUUUAAAUUUGGAAAACUUUACCGAAUAUUCUAGUAACGUAUCCCAUCAUAUUUUGCCAGCAUUUUAAUAGACUCAUUGUGAGAACCUAUUUUAUUUAUUUUUUGACCUUAACAUUAUUAUAAAAUAUGAAAAUAAUACGUAAUUGUUCGAUAAUAAAUACUUGUAUGUAAAAAGGGCACAAGUACUUCAAAAUAUUGUAUUUUUAGUUUGUAAUGUAUGAGCUCAUUUAAGAUAGGAUUUAAAAUAUUUUCCAAAAUACGUGCCACACAUAAUUUGUAUGUAAUAUAAAUUGACAUUGAGAUUUUUAUGUGAUUCUAUUAAUUUCGCGUUCGCAAAAUUUUGCCAAUAGCUAGUUUGUAAAGGAGACGAUUCAGAUUUUACAAAUUGUUAAGAUACUUGAAACACAGGGUUAAUCGACAGAGAUUGUAUCCAGGGCUUGAAAGCGGUUAAGGCAUAAUGUUACGCUACCGGUAUGAAAUUACGGUACCGAUUCUCUAUUGAAUAGUGGAAUUGGUACUAUAAUGUUAUACCGACAACAGAAUGAGUUACAAUUUAGUUUAGUGUCGAAAACUAGCACUAUCUUUUACUUGCACUUGGAGUAAGUGAAGGAUAGCACUAUGAUUAGAGCUAUCAAGUAAUAUUAUGAUUAAUCGAUACAAUCUGCGUCUGUAGCCGUAGCAUGUUGCCGUAUCGCGCGCGACUUGAUAAAUAAGCCAAUACAUUUGGUUAGGCGAUAAAUAUAUCAAUUCUAUUGUCUCAUUUAUCCUGUCGCGGAUAGCAUGUUACAGGGCAUAUCACUAUCAUAACAAUUUGUAGAGUUUGUAACGGCUGUUAGUGGCAUCUAUUGAAUAAGGCUCUUUACUGAACUGAUAGUGUAAGCUAAUAGUUGUAAGAUUAUAUUUUUGUAUUCAGUAAAGUAGUAUGCCUGUCGCAAAGUAAAAGGUAUGCCUGCAAGUCCGAAUAAUUUUUAUAUUAAAAAUUACAAGGAGAUGAAAGAAUGGUAUGACGUCCAAUAUUUUGUAUUUUUACGUUUGUUAUAUUGUAUACAUAAGUAUUAUUAUAAUGAUAUUCUAUUCUUUAUUUUCUAGAAUUAAAACAACAGAUUUUUUUUAUAUAUAGAGCAAAAA
This is a messenger RNA of Pectinophora gossypiella (pink bollworm), 6432 nucleotides long. RefSeq names its product nuclear hormone receptor FTZ-F1 beta (gene Hr39). The coding region runs from base 750 to 3011 and encodes 753 amino acids. Gene Ontology annotation, biological process: hormone-mediated signaling pathway; regulation of transcription by RNA polymerase II; tissue development. Gene Ontology annotation, cellular component: RNA polymerase II transcription regulator complex. Lineage: Eukaryota; Metazoa; Arthropoda; Insecta; Lepidoptera; Gelechiidae. The record is from RefSeq and is a predicted model, not a curated record. The transcript has 17 exons. Gene Ontology annotation, molecular function: RNA polymerase II cis-regulatory region sequence-specific DNA binding; zinc ion binding; nuclear receptor activity.